AUGCAUCUCAGCUCCACACUUGCCGCAGCAGCGCUCGUUGCAAGCGCGACUGCCAACCCACUGGAAGAGAGGCAGUCUUGCCCAGCGAUCCACAUCUUCGGUGCGAGAGAGACCACAGCUCCCGCUGGAUAUGGUACUGCAGGCGUUUUCGUCAACCUGAUUCUGAAGGCAUAUCCUGGAUCCACCGCAGAAGCCAUCGUCUAUCCUGCUAUCGGAGACUCCCAGUAUGGCGCUUCAGUUCGCGCUGGUACACAGAACAUUGCGAAUCAAAUCAACAGCUUCAACUCCAGGUGCCCCAACUCGAAGCUCGUUGUUGUAGGAUAUUCGCAGGGUGCUCAGAUUGGCGACAACGCCCUUUGUGGCGGUGGUGAUCCGAACCAGGGCAUAACCGACACCAAAGUCUUGGUGACUUCUGCAGCUGCCAAUGCCAUUAAGGCUGUGAUCUGGGCGGGCAACCCUCGAAACUCUCCUGCGGAGAGUUCGUUCAGAGUCGGAACUUGCUCAGCACAAGGAUUCGACCCAAGACCUCAGGGCUUCUCUUGCCCAGCAUUCCAGUCCAAGCUUCGAUCAUACUGUGAUGCUCCAGAUCCUUACUGCUGCAACGGCAACAAUGCAGCCACGCACCAGGCUUACGGACAAGUGUAUGGACAGCAGGCGCUGCAAUUUGUGAAGUCAAAGUUGGGUUAGUUGCAGGAGGAUCGGCGCGCAGUUGUGAAUUUAGCCGCGAAGAAGUUGCUGGAAGUAGCUAUGGUACCUGGCAUGUGUGCUUUGAAGCGAUGGUGCAUUGCCGGCCCUGUGGCAGCAAGGAGCUUAGUCUUUGCAUGUAGAUCCUCUCAUGAUCAUGCAGAAGUCCGUCAAUGUUCUGAAAGCGCUCAAAACUUCAUGUUGUUGGUAUGCUGCGUGCUCGAAACGGGAAGAGCAGCCUUGGGGGAGUCCGUCUGCCAAGACGCCGACUCAGUCAUUCAGCUCAGCUGCUGAAGAGGCACAAGUACCCAGUCUCUCCACGAAUCCGGUACCUG
Molecule: messenger RNA, 1019 nt
Organism: Cercospora beticola
Lineage: Eukaryota; Fungi; Ascomycota; Dothideomycetes; Mycosphaerellales; Mycosphaerellaceae
Product: cutinase family protein
Molecular function (GO): hydrolase activity
Source: RefSeq, a predicted model, not a curated record